AUGGGGUUGCUGACAGUAGCCACGGUGGCGAUAAAAAGCGCGACCAUUUUGCUCGGCAAAGUGGCAAUAAUUCCAGCUCUGAUCGCGGCCCUCGCCUACUUCAAUUACGAUCUGAUGGAUCCUGAGCAUCAGCCGAGGGUAACGAAGGCUCUCAGAAGGGAGUAUGAUUUCGUAGUGGUCGGCGGUGGAUCCGCGGGAAGUGUGAUGGUGAACAGGCUGACGGAGAAUCCGGAAUGGAGUGUACUGCUGUUGGAAGCUGGAGGUCACGAGACGGAGAUCACAGACGUUCCUAUACUGUCUCUUUAUUUACAUAAGAGCAAAGUGGAUUGGAAAUAUAGGACACAGCCGCAAGACUCCGCUUGUCAGGCUAUGGUGGAUCGACGAUGUUGCUGGACCAGAGGAAAGGUCUUGGGAGGUUCGAGUGUACUCAACACGAUGCUUUAUAUUCGAGGAAAUCGACGAGACUUCGAUCAAUGGGAAAGCUUCGGGAACCCUGGUUGGGGUUACGACGAUGUUCUUCCUUAUUUUAAAAAAUCACAAGACCAAAGGAACCCCUACUUAGCUCGUAACACUAAAUACCAUGCCACUGGAGGAUACCUGACGAUCCAAGAUUCGCCCUACAACACACCCCUGGGUGUCGCCUUUCUACAAGCCGGCGAGGAGAUGGGCUACGACAUAGUAGACAUAAACGGCGAGCAACAAACAGGCUUCGCCUUUUAUCAGUACACAAUGCGCAGAGGGACGAGAUGCAGCGCAGCCAAGGCCUUCGUCAGACCCAUUCAACUACGAAAGAACUUCCACCUGUCUCUCUGGAGCCACGUGACCAAGGUACUCAUAAACCCGCGAACGAACCGAGCCUACGGCGUUGAAUUCAUCAGAGAGGGCCACAAAGAGGUGGUCUACGCCAGAAAGGAAGUGAUCCUUUCAGCAGGUGCCAUAAAUUCCCCCCAGCUUCUGAUGCUCUCUGGAAUAGGACCAAGACAGCACUUAGAGGAAGUGGGAAUCCCGGUGGUCCACGAUUCUCCCGGCGUCGGACAGAACCUCCAGGAUCACAUAGCAGUAGGAGGCCUAGCUUUCCUCAUCGAUUACCCGGUCAGCACGGUGAUGAACCGUGUGGUGAACGUCAAUUCCGCUCUACGAUACGCCGUCACGGAAGACGGCCCACUCACUUCUAACAUCGGUCUAGAGGCGGCAGGCUUCAUCUUCACGAAAUACGCGAAUCAGAGCGAAGACUGGCCCGACAUAGAGUUCAUGCUGACGUCUUCGGCGACCAGUUCCGACGGUGGGACCCACGUGAAAAACGCUCACGGACUCAGCGACAGCUUCUACAACGAAGUGUUCGAAACGAUCAACAACCGUGACGUGUUCGGAGUGUUCCCUAUGAUGCUGAGACCAAAGAGUCGCGGUUUCAUUAAACUGAAAUCGAACAAUCCUUUGGACUAUCCUCUGAUGUACCACAAUUACUUAACCGAACAGCACGACGUGGACGUUCUCAGAGAGGGUGUAAAAGCCGCGAUAGCGUUCGGAGAGACCAGCAGCAUGAAGAGGUUCGGUGCCAGGUUUCAUAGCAAACCUUUGCCCAACUGUAAGCACAUACCAAUGUUCACCGACGAGUACUGGAACUGCGCCAUUAGACAGUACACUAUGACCAUCUAUCACAUGAGCUGCACAGCCAAAAUGGGUCCACCCAGCGAUCCUACGGCCGUGGUGGAUCCCGAGCUAAGAGUCUACGGCGUUUCUGGCCUGAGAGUGAUCGAUGCGUCCAUUAUGCCUACGAUCACCAACGGGAAUAUCAACGCACCUGUGAUCAUGAUCGGAGAGAAAGGCGCGGAUUUGGUUAAGAAGCAGUGGCUCUCGCGGCGGAAAAGGGACAACGUUACGAUCGCUGGAUCGUGA
Habropoda laboriosa is the source of this 1896-nucleotide messenger RNA. RefSeq names its product glucose dehydrogenase [FAD, quinone]. The coding region runs from base 1 to 1896 and encodes 631 amino acids. The transcript is spliced from 3 exons. The record is from RefSeq and is a predicted model, not a curated record. Gene Ontology annotation, molecular function: flavin adenine dinucleotide binding; oxidoreductase activity, acting on CH-OH group of donors. NCBI's taxonomy places the organism in Eukaryota, Metazoa, Arthropoda, Insecta, Hymenoptera, Apidae.